Messenger RNA from Morchella importuna, 306 nucleotides. RefSeq lists its product as uncharacterized. The record is from RefSeq and is a predicted model, not a curated record. The transcript has 7 exons. Gene Ontology annotation, cellular component: nuclear pore central transport channel. Gene Ontology annotation, biological process: protein import into nucleus. NCBI's taxonomy places the organism in Eukaryota, Fungi, Ascomycota, Pezizomycetes, Pezizales, Morchellaceae. Bases 1 to 306 code for a protein of 101 amino acids.
AUGGCCGAUUUUGUUACAGUUGCGAAUGAGUUCGCUAAAUAUUACUACAACACCUUCGACUCUGAUCGCACUAGACUGGCUCCUCUCUACAGGGAGAACUCAAUGAUGACUUUUGAGACGAACCAACACCAGGGCGUUUCCCCUAUCAUUGAAAAGCUUACAUCAUUACCUUUUGGGAAGGUAACCGGCGAGCUCGUGAUCGAUGACAGCGAACAUCCCCAGCGAUAUUCUCAAUGUUUCCACCUCGUCCCAGAGGGGGAGAGCUACUAUGUACUCAACGAUAUCUUCAGGCUCGUUUACUGCUGA